This is a messenger RNA of Clupea harengus (Atlantic herring), 1040 nucleotides long. RefSeq names its product glutathione peroxidase 2 (gene gpx2). Lineage: Eukaryota; Metazoa; Chordata; Actinopteri; Clupeiformes; Clupeidae. The record is from RefSeq and is a predicted model, not a curated record. Gene Ontology annotation, biological process: response to oxidative stress. Gene Ontology annotation, molecular function: glutathione peroxidase activity.
AAAGGCACCGUUAUAACCCAGGUCAUGUGACCAGCAGGUUCUACAGGACCGUCUCCAGAGCCGCACUGGUCUGCAGUUGAACGUACCCAGUCGUGCAGCAUGUCGUACAUCGCCAAGACGUUCUAUGACCUGCGUGCCACCACCUUGGAGGGGGACUCCAUAGACUUCAACGUCUACAGGGGGCGGGUGGUGCUCAUCGAGAAUGUGGCCUCCCUCUGAGGGACCACAACCCGGGACUUCACCCAGCUCAACCAGCUCCAGAGCCGGUAUCCACAUCGGCUGGUGGUCCUGGGCUUCCCCUGCAACCAGUUUGGCUACCAGGAGAACUGUGUCAACAGCGAGAUCAUGAACUCCCUCAAACAUGUGCGACCAGGGGACGGCUUCCAGCCCAUCUUCACCAUUUUCGAGAAGUGCGACGUGAACGGAGCAAACACACACCCAGUUUUCGCCUACUUAAAGGACAAACUGCCAUACCCUGACGACGACCGAGUCUCGCUCAUUCAGGACCCCAGGUUCCUGGUGUGGAGUCCGAUCAGUCGUAGCGAUAUCUCCUGGAACUUUGAGAAGUUUCUCAUCGCGCCGGAGGGGGAGCCGUUCAAACGAUACAGCAAAAAGUUCCCGACCAUUGACAUCGAGCCCGACAUACAAAGGCUGUUAAGACUGACCAAGAACUAGAAAAAGUAUUUUACGUUCACAUAACUCUUCUGUACCCAUGGAAACACACGUCCGAGCACUGUGGAAGGCUCCAUCUUUCUCGAAGUUUAUUAAUGAAGGUGAUAUUCUAAAUUAAAAGCGGGUGUUACCUGAGGUCUUGUAAACAUUUAAUAAAUAUGGAAAUGCCUUUCAUGGGUUAAUGUAACAAAACAAAACGACUUAAUAAAAUGUAAAACAUUUGGUGUGUGAAACUGUGUAAAUAUGUUUUGCUACUCAGCCGAUUUAGUCAGGUGAACACACUGUAAAUUCCCCAAACUUCCAUGAGGUGGCGCUACUGGUGAAUUUUUGGGCCCGUUUCGUCCUCAUCUGCAGAGCAUCAGAAAGGU